Messenger RNA from Onychostoma macrolepis, 5278 nucleotides. It is a transcript of the gene pfklb, whose product is annotated as phosphofructokinase, liver b. The record is from RefSeq and is a predicted model, not a curated record. Gene Ontology annotation, cellular component: membrane; 6-phosphofructokinase complex; cytoplasm. The coding region runs from base 117 to 2483 and encodes 788 amino acids. Lineage: Eukaryota; Metazoa; Chordata; Actinopteri; Cypriniformes; Cyprinidae. Gene Ontology annotation, biological process: canonical glycolysis; fructose 6-phosphate metabolic process; fructose 1,6-bisphosphate metabolic process. The transcript is spliced from 23 exons. Gene Ontology annotation, molecular function: fructose-6-phosphate binding; 6-phosphofructokinase activity; monosaccharide binding.
GCUACGCAGAGUUCGUGCGCUGCGUGAGGCGAAUGUAAGAAGCUUUCAAGGCAAUCCGUGCGCAGAAAAGCAUCGUAUUUUUCGGCGUUAAGGGCUAAUAUCUGCGAUCUUCCAUCAUGCAUGUGGACUUCGAGAAGCUGCGGAUGAGCGGCGCGGGGAAAGCCAUCGCGGUUCUGACGAGCGGCGGAGAUGCGCAGGGUAUGAACGCGGCCGUGCGCGCUGUAACACGCAUGGGCAUUUACGUGGGCGCUAAAGUCUACCUGAUUUAUGAGGGUUAUCAAGGCCUGGUGGAUGGAGGAGAUCACAUCAAACUCGCCAACUGGCAGAGCGUCACCAACAUCAUUCAGCUGGGCGGCACCAUCAUCGGCAGCGCUCGCUGUAAAGCCUUCACCACGCGCGAGGGCCGUCUGUCCGCGGCGUUUCACCUGCUCCAGCGCGGCAUCACUAACCUGUGUGUGUGCGGCGGAGACGGCAGCCUGACCGGAGCCAACAUCUUCCGCAGCGAGUGGAGCGACCUGCUGGCUGAACUCAUGCAGCAAGGCCGGAUCACAGACUCGCUGGCGCAGCAGCACAAGCAUCUGAACAUCGUGGGUCUGGUGGGAUCCAUCGAUAAUGAUUUCUGUGGAACCGACAUGACGAUCGGAGCCGAUUCUGCUCUGCAUCGGAUCAUGGAAGUUAUUGAUGCAAUCACCACCACGGCACAAAGUCAUCAGAGGACGUUUGUGCUGGAGGUGAUGGGACGUCACUGCGGGUAUCUGGCGGUGGUCUCCGCUCUGGCGUCUGGUGCAGACUGGCUCUUCAUCCCCGAGGCUCCGCCGGAGGACGGAUGGGAGGAUCACAUGUGCGCUCGACUCGGAGAGAGCCGCAGUAAAGGCUCUCGUCUGAACAUCGUGAUCAUCGCAGAAGGAGCCAUCGACAAACACGGCCAGCUGAUCUCCUCCAACUACAUCAAAGACCUGGUGGUUCAGCGGUUGGGUUACGACACGCGGGUCACUGUCCUGGGUCACGUUCAGAGAGGAGGAACACCGUCCGCUUUUGAUCGAGUCCUGAGCAGUAAGAUGGGCGUGGAGGCCGUGGUGGCUCUGCUGGAGGCGACUCCGGAGACGUCGGCGUGUGUGAUCGGUCUGUCCGGGAAUCAGGCCAUGCGUCUGCCGCUCAUGGAGUGUGUGAACAUGACGAAAGAGGUUCAGAAAGCCAUGAACGAGAAGAGGUUUGAAGAGGCCAUUCAGCUGCGUGGAAAGAGUUUUGAGAACAACUGGAACACGUACAAGCUUUUAGCUCAUCAGAAGCCAGCUCUGUCAAAGAGUAAUCACUCGAUGGCGAUCCUGAACGUCGGCGCUCCGGCUGCCGGGAUGAACGCCGCUGUGAGAUCCGCGGUUCGAGUGGGACUCGCUCAGGGUCACAGGGUUUACACCGUCCACGACGGCUUCGAGGGUCUGGCCAAAGACGCGAUUAAUGCGGGUGCGGUUCGGCUCGGGACUCGCAGUCUUUAUGGGGUGAGCCAAGGGAAUGUAUUAAUGCAUUCAUUUGUGUGUUUAUAUUUGUUCAGAACUCUUCCCAACUCCUGCAUGGAGAACAUCGUGGCCAAUAUCAGCAAAUACAACAUCCAGUCGCUGCUGGUGAUUGGUGGAUUUGAGGCGUAUGAAGGAGUUCUGCAGCUGGUUGAGGCUCGAGGCCGCUAUGAUGAACUGUGUAUCGCUAUGUGUGUGAUUCCCGCCACCAUCAGCAACAACGUGCCGGGCACAGACUUCAGUUUGGGAGCAGACACGGCCGUGAACGCCGCCAUGGAGAGCUGUGAUAAAAUCAAGCAGUCUGCGUCUGGAACCAAGCGCCGCGUCUUCAUCGUGGAGACCAUGGGUGGAUACUGCGGUUACCUAGCAACCACCACCGGCAUCGCCGUGGGAGCAGACGCCGUCUACAUCUUUGAGGAGCCAUUCAACAUCCACGAGCUGGAGACAAACGUGGAGCAUCUGACGGAGAAAAUGAAGAAUGAUAUUCAGAGAGGACUAGUGUUGAGGAAUGAGAAGUGUCACAAGCACUACACCACUGAUUUCAUCUACAAUCUCUACUCCGCCGAGGGCAAAGGCGUCUUCGACUGCAGGGUCAAUGUUCUGGGUCACCUGCAGCAGGGUGGCGUUCCCACUUCGUUUGACAGGAAUUUUGGCACUAAACUGGGAGUGAAGUCAGUUCUGUGGCUCACAGAGAAGAUGAACAGCACGUACAGACAGGGCCGUGUGUUCGCGAACGCUCCAGAUACGGCCUGCGUGAUCGGCAUGAAGAAGAAAGUGAUGUCGUUCAGCCCCGUCACCGAACUCAAAGCGCACACGGACUUCGAACACCGGAUGCCGAAGGAGCAGUGGUGGCUAAACCUGCGGCCCAUGCUGAAGAUGUUGGCCAAAUAUCAGACGAGUUUUGACGAGUACGUGACCGGAGAGAUCGAACACGUGACGCUCCGCUCGCUCAGCGUGGAGACCGGAUUCUGAUCAGCUUCUCGAUCCUCCAUCACCCUCAUCCUCAUCCUCAUCCUCAGGCCACAUUAACCCUCCGUACCUCUGAGCCAGUAAAUCCUGCCAUAUUCAUAACUGCGUUUAUGCUGCAUAGAACACGUUAUUAACAGAACAUCAGUGUUUAUGAAUGACAUUCAUCUUGAAAUGUGAAAGAAUAGAUGUUGUGUUCGUGCUUCAGUCCAUCUGCUGUGCCUUUGUCCUGUAUUUAUUAGUUUUUAACAACUGACCUGCUGUAAUAUUUCCUUCAGAUAUGCGCGUCAUUAUAUUUCAGUGGUUGCGUGUGGGAGCUUGAGUUUGAGUUUAAAAGAUUAAAUGUCUUUCUAAGUUGAUUUUCUGGUUUUUGGACACAAAUCAUCUGUCUGUUGUGCUAUAUCAAACUAUUUUUGGCUGUUGUUUGAACGGCUGUAUCCCUCUGGUAUCUUGUUUUCUGUAAUUAUUUGUUUGUUUCUUUAUUCCAGAAUCAUUGGUUUGUUUGAGUGUCGUUGUCGUUGAAUUAUUACUGAAUUAUUGUGCUCUUCUCAGUAUUCUCCUCAGACUGACCUGUAGAAAUGCUGCCAAUUUUUACCCUCGUAUCAUGUUUACAGAUGAAUAUGUUAGAUUUGCAUGUCUCAACCUUUAAAGAUGUGCUUCAGUGAUUAAACCUGACGAAAUAAAAAUAGAGAUUUUCUGCUGAUUAACAAAACAUUGAGCUGUGUGUGUGUGCUAUAUUGUUUUAUUUUUGUGUAAACCAUGAUUUUACUGGAGCAACAUAAAUUCAUAGAGAGACAACAUAUUAACAAAUUAUUUUAUUUUAAAUAUUUAAUAAUAAUAUAUAUUUGAUUACAAUACUUUUACUAUAACAACAUGUAAUUAAAAAAAUCUAAAUAAAACUGUAAAUAUUACAAUUUAUUAAUCUAUAAUUAAUUUGUACGCCUUAAAACAUUCGUCAGCCAAUCAGAUUGAAGCAUUCUUUGGCGCCAUAGUAUAAGAAGAAGAAGAAUGCGUUACGUUGCUGACGUCACGUUCCAAUUCUCCAUUGUGAUUGGUUACCGCUGGAAAGGGGUCGCGUGUCUGUGAGGAGGAUUUUUGAUCGAGGUAAAAAAAAAAACACUUCAGAAUUUAAUUCACUUUUGACAAAUUCAUUUCUUUAAAUAUGAAAAUUAAAAUAGGUUCGUUGUUUUAAGUGGGUUAAGUUAUCAACGUGUUUUGAUGGAAACGUUAGUUUGUAAGUCAUCUGAACGGGUGCCGUCGUGUAGCCGUUCGCUUUAUUAUCGUUUUUAUAGUUUAAUUACGUUCUCGCAUUUAUUAUCACAUUUUUAAUACUAAUGUUCGCUAUUCUUUUUUCUGUUUUACCUACUUGUUUUCGGGGUUUUUUUAUUUAUUGUUUAUUAUUAUUAUUAUUAUAAAAAACUAUGUAUACUGUGUUUGGCUAAACGAGCACCUGCAUAUUGUUGCUCUUUUGUUGAUUUGGAUUUGCUUCUAUUUAGAUAAGCAUCUGCUAAACGCUUAAAUGUGAUUUGAGGUUGUUUUGUUGUGAUGCAUUUAUUGUAUUUAAUCAAUUUAAUGUGUUUGUUUGGAGUAUAGGAGCAGCCAAUCAAGCGAAGGCCUGAAGAUCCAACGACCUUUAAAUGACCAGGGGCCUGUACCAUGAAGCCGGAUUAGCUGGCUAGCCAGGUAAGUUUCAGUUUAGCUUGCGCCAACUCUGGGUUUUAGGUACCAUGAAAGUGGCUUGGCUUUUAGCUGCGUUCAUCGCCAUAGUAACUUACACUCCACAGCUAACCUGCUCCGGAGCAGCUUAUGUUCUGAGUUAGAGAUCGCAAACUGAAAUUGGACCAAUCAGAUGUGAGCAAACUGACACAUGUCUGACACAAAAAAGUCACUCCACCAGUUUAUCUCACUCCAAAUUAAUAUUUCCAACUAUAUAAACUAACUUAAGUUUCACUUGGCUGCACUGAUAAAGCAAGAUCAUUUCUUUUAUUUUUCCUCGUUCAUGAACAAGUACUUUUUCAUUGUAAAUGCAUUUAAAUUCAUCAUGUUCUUCAAUCUCUCAACCUUUAGCAAAACCUUUAACUUUUAACCAAGGCUCGUGAUUGGCUGUUCGCCAGUGAUGUCACACAUUCAUGUGCACGUGCUCCACAAACUCAGGAUCAAAGCCUGAGUUAACAAAGAAAGUUGAUGAUCAGCAUCAUGAUACGAGCAAAGCCGGAUUGGAGUGGUUUUGUCAACUCGAAACUAAUCCUGUAACUCUGAAUUUGUUCAUCUACCCUCAUGGUACAGGCCCCAGGUGUUCCUCAACGUAUAUUGUUUUUUUUUUUCUUCAUAUUUUAUUUCUUGUACUCUCAAAGUUAAAGUAGUUUUUAUCUGUUCUCUAUGCAGUUUAAUCAAGGCAAUACUACAUUUCAUGCUUGUAUCUGUAUUUACUAGAAAGUAAACGGUAAGCUAUUAUUUAGCAGAUGCUUUUACUUUUUAUUUAGUAGAAAUGCAAUUAUAUCUUUGCAAUAAAACAAGCAGCUCUUUUCUGUAUGUUUAAAGGGAAAAAGUCAAUGAUUUUGAUUGCAAGACAAUUUUACACACACACACACACACACACACACACACACACACACACAAUGUUGAAUUGAAUCAAUGUUGAAAUUCAUGUGUGUGUGAAUUAUUACAGAAUUAGUUUGCUCUUCUGUUUUCUCCUCUGACUGACCUUUUUACCCUCAUCAUGUUUUACUCCUCUUUUAAAGAUGUGCUUCGGUGAUUAAACCUGACAAAAUAAAAAUGGGUAUCUUCUGCAGAUUAACAAA